CAGCAGCAGCAGCAGCAGCAGCAGCAGCAGCAGCAGCUGCAGCAGACACUAGUUUUGCACCCCUUCUUGUCCUCUGCUGCUGCACCGAUGCAACAGAGCAACGCGCAGCAAGGGCUGCUGCGGUCCCGCGGCAGCUUGCUGCUGCUGCUGCUGCUGCUGCUGCUGCUGCUGCAGCCCGGCAGCUGCAGCGAAGACCCCACAGAGGAAGGCGACCUUCUCGCAGCUGCCCCUGACGAGCUGGAGCGCAGCAAGCGGUCCUCGAGGGAAGCAGCAGCAGCAGCAGCAGCAGCAGCAGCAGCAGCAGCAGCAGCGACGCGGCGCGGGCUGCGGAUGACGCGGCGGCGGCGGCAGCAGCGGCAGCAGCGGCAGCAGCGGCAGCAGCAGCAGCAGCAGCAAGAGCUGGAGGAAGGGGCCCGCGUGGACCUGCUGCAGCUGCUGUGGGACCCGCUGACUGACACGGCGGAGCAGCAGCAACUCUUCAGCAGCAGCGCAGCAGCAGAAAGUCCCGUGCUGCUGCAGCCGCAGCAGCAGCCCUUCAUCCAGGGCCUCAGCUUAACUUGGCAGGAAGCAGCAGCAGCAAAUAAGGAGCUGCUGUCUCGCUUUUCCCCCAUGCAGGCCCCCGAGUUCGCCACCCCUGCAGCGCCUGCUGCUGCCCAGCAGCAGCAGCAGCAGCAGCAGCAGCAGCAGCAGCAGCAGCAGCAGCUGCCCCUCGCCCUUAUAGGCCGCCAAGACCCCACCACUCCUUACUACUGGGUCCCCAUGGCCCAGCGCCAGGCCCCAAGUUGGUGGCGAACACCUCUUUCCCGGGGGCCCCCCGGGGCCCCCCUCGGGGGCCCCCCUGGGGGCCCCCCUGGGGGCCCCCCUGGGGGCCCCUCUGGGGGCCCCUCUGGGGGCCCCCCAGGGGGCCCCCCUGGGGAUUUCCCUGGGGCCCCCGCUGGGGCCCUUCCUGAGGGCGCCCCUGGGGCCCCCUCUGGGGCCCCCUCUGGGGGCCCCCCUGGGGGCCCCCCCGGGGCCCCCCCCGAAGAGUGGGGCCCCCCCGGGGGCCCCCCAGGGGGCCCCGCAGGGCCCCCCGCCCCCCCGGGGGCCCCCC
This is a messenger RNA of Eimeria necatrix, 1090 nucleotides long. RefSeq lists its product as hypothetical. The annotation marks the transcript as partial. The transcript has a single exon. The record is from RefSeq and is a predicted model, not a curated record. Lineage: Eukaryota; Apicomplexa; Conoidasida; Eucoccidiorida; Eimeriidae.